AUGCACUUGCCAUCUCAGGCAGCUAGUAAUAUAAUAUCAUUGACAGGCAGGAUUUUCUCUAGGAAUGGCGAAUUCUCAGAGGCAAGUGGAGGCCAUGAGGCUUGUCCAACAGGAGAAAUUCUACCUCUCCCCAGAUUAAGGAUUUUCUCUUUUUCAGAACUGAAGGCUGCAACAAGAAAUUUUAGGAGUGACACAUUGUUGGGAGAAGGUGGCUUUGGGAAAGUUUAUAAAGGCUGGCUUUAUGAGAAAGGCAUGAUCAUUCAUGGAAGUGCUCCCGAAAUUGCAGUUAAGAGGUUAAACGCUGAGAGCUUGCAAGGAUUUCAAGAGUGGCAGUCUGAGAUAAAUUUCCUCGGAAGGCUUUCUCAUGCAAAUCUGGUUAAGCUGUUUGGAUACUGUUGGGAGGAUAAAGAGCUAUUACUUAUCUAUGAAUUUAUGCAAAAAGGCAGCUUAGAUUCCCACCUUUUCGGAAGUGGUUCUUCUCUUCUGCCUCUUCCGUGGGACGUAAGGCUUAAAGUUUUAAUUGGCGCAGCUCGAGGACUUGCAUUCUUGCAUGCAUCAGACAAAAAAGUUAUAUAUAGAGACUUCAAGACGUCAAACAUAUUGCUCGACGGGUCAUACAAUGCAAAGAUAUCAGAUUUUGGCCUCGCAAAAAUAGGUCCUACCCCUAGUAAAUCUCAUGUGAGUACACGGGUUUUCGGGACAGAAGGUUAUGCUGCUCCUGAGUAUGUUGCCACAGGGCACUUGUACGUGAAGAGUGAUGUCUAUGGUUUUGGUGUCGUUAUGUUGGAAAUGCUUACGGGGUUGAGGGUAAUUGACCCAAAUCGUCCAGAUGGUCAGCAAAAUCUGAUUGAAUGGGUGAAUCCACAUUUAUCUGACAGAAGGAAGUUGAAGAACAUAAUGGAUUCUCGUCUUGGAGGAAAAUAUCCUUCCAGAUAUGCAUUAGAAAUAGCUCAGCUUGCAUUAGUAUGUCUUGAAAAUGAACCAAAAGACCGACCAUCAAUGCAAGAAGUUGUUGAGACCUUGGAACGGAUUGAUUCUGUCAAUCACAAACAUGGAGAGGAUGUAAUAAAUUCUGGAUAUCCCACAGCUUCUCAAGACCAGAAAGUCUUGCAAUAUCAUUCUCCACUUCAUCCAAAGCAAAACAUGAAGUUAGCCUACCCACUGCCAAAGCCCUCAAGUUUUAGUUAG
Molecule: messenger RNA, 1188 nt
Organism: Fraxinus pennsylvanica
Lineage: Eukaryota; Viridiplantae; Streptophyta; Magnoliopsida; Lamiales; Oleaceae
Source: the annotation of a GenBank genome assembly